CUCUCUCUGUGAGAGAGGGAAGAAGAUAUGGGUGAUGAAUUGAUGAAAGCUAGAGGAGUAGCAAAAACAGUAUUAGGCAUAGCAGAUGCAGUUUCUUUUUACUGUGCGAUAACGAUAGUUGCCCUCAUGCUGACCGGUGCUUUCAGAGGUGAUGACAGUUAUGGGCUUACCACCACCACCAGCACCAGCAGCGUCAGAGUGACAGGCGGAGGAGGAAACAGACGUCCAUGUGAUGAAAUAUAUGUGGUGGGAGAAGGAGAAACGCUUCAUAGCAUAAGCGACAAGUGUGAUGACCCGUUUAUAGUUGAAAAAAACCCGCAUAUCCAUGACCCGGAUGAUGUUUUCCCUGGCCUCGUCAUCAAGAUCACCCCUUCUUCUUCUUCUUCUUCUGGUACAUGA
Cynara cardunculus var. scolymus (artichoke) is the source of this 399-nucleotide messenger RNA. RefSeq lists its product as uncharacterized. Bases 28 to 399 code for a protein of 123 amino acids. NCBI's taxonomy places the organism in Eukaryota, Viridiplantae, Streptophyta, Magnoliopsida, Asterales, Asteraceae. The record is from RefSeq and is a predicted model, not a curated record. The transcript has a single exon.